CCGCUAUAAAUCCUUCCAUUCGGUGAGAAUGAUGGCAUUGGCAAGCUAGGAAGAAGAAAUACUCGGAAACGAGAAGAGGGCAGCCACUGGAUCGUUCUCGAAUCUUCCAUUCGGUUCAUCACCAUUGCAGUUGUAGAUUAUAGAUGGAAACUGGAGGCAAUUCCCUAGCAUCUGGGCCAGAUGGAGUGAAGAGAAAAGUUUACUACUUUUAUGACCCAGAGGUCGGCAAUUAUUAUUAUGGGCAAGGGCAUCCAAUGAAGCCACACAGAAUUCGCAUGACACAUGCUCUGUUAGCUCACUAUGGUUUGCUGCAAAACAUGCAUGUUGUGAAACCUGUUCCUGCUAGAGAUAAGGAUCUUUGCAGGUUUCACGCUGAUGACUAUGUUUCUUUUCUAAGGGGCAUCACCCCAGAAACACAGCAAGAUCAGUUGAGGCAGCUAAAAAGGUUUAACGUUGGUGAAGACUGCCCUGUGUUCGAUGGUCUCUACUCCUUUUGUCAGACUUAUGCAGGAGGUUCUGUUGGAGGGGCAGUGAAGUUGAACCAUGAGUAUUGUGAUAUUGCAAUAAACUGGGCAGGUGGGCUGCAUCAUGCGAAAAAAUGCGAGGCUUCUGGUUUCUGCUAUGUUAAUGAUAUUGUGUUGUCAAUUCUGGAACUUCUGAAAGUGCACCAGCGUGUCCUAUAUGUAGAUAUCGACAUUCAUCACGGUGAUGGUGUGGAGGAGGCUUUCUACACAACUGACAGGGUCAUGACUGUUUCUUUCCAUAAAUUUGGAGAUUAUUUCCCGGGUACAGGGGAUAUACGAGAUAUUGGAUAUUCAAAGGGAAAAUAUUACUCUCUGAAUGUUCCCCUGGAUGAUGGCAUAGACGAUGAAAGCUACCAAUCAUUGUUUAAGCCCAUAAUUGGCAAAGUGAUGGAAGUGUUCAGACCUGGUGCGGUUGUCUUACAGUGUGGUGCAGAUUCCUUAUCAGGAGAUCGGCUGGGCUGUUUUAAUCUCUCGAUUAAGGGUCAUGCUGAAUGUGUGAGAUACAUGAGAUCUUUCAAUGUGCCCUUACUCUUGCUUGGUGGGGGAGGCUAUACAAUACGUAAUGUUGCUCGCUGCUGGUGCUAUGAGACAGGAGUUGCACUUGGGGUUGAGCUAGAAGAUAAGAUGCCUCAGCACGAGUAUUUUGAGUACUUUGGUCCUGACUAUACUCUUCAUGUUGCUCCAAGUAACAUGGAAAAUAAGAAUUCUCGUCAGCUGUUGGAUGAAAUACGAUCAAAGCUUCUUGAUAAUCUCUCUAAACUUCAGCAUGCACCAAGUGUGCAAUUCCAGGAGCGGCCGCCUGAUACAGAAUUCCCUGAGGCGGAUGAAGAUCAAGAGGAUGAUGAUCGAAGAUCAGAUGAUUCUGAUGUUGAUGAAAAUAACGAGGGUAAGCCUUUUCUUGGCCGUGUGAAGAGGGAACUUCAUGAUAUGGAGUCUAAGGACAUGGAUGACGGAAAAGAAGGUGAACGUGCUAGAGAGAUGGAUGCAUCCUUUGCUGAGAUAUCCAUAAAGGCUUCAAAUUCCGGGUCGGCACCUGCAGACAUCAAACUAGAACAAGGAAACUCGAACAAACCCGAUCAGCCGCCUGCCGAGAUGAACUUAUAGUAUAUGAUAGCAUAUGUUCCUGAUGAACUUAUUAUAGUGAUAGCAUAUGUUUCUGAUGAUGCUUUUACUGCAAUUUCCUUAAAAACUUGUUAGAUUUUGUGUAAUCUGUUGUAGAAAACUGGCCAGAAAAUGUUAACUAGUUGGUUGAAUGGAAUGAAAUAUCAAAACUUUUUAAGCUA
This is a messenger RNA of Cynara cardunculus var. scolymus (artichoke), 1807 nucleotides long. RefSeq names its product histone deacetylase 19. The transcript is spliced from 8 exons. The record is from RefSeq and is a predicted model, not a curated record. Gene Ontology annotation, molecular function: histone deacetylase activity. Lineage: Eukaryota; Viridiplantae; Streptophyta; Magnoliopsida; Asterales; Asteraceae. The coding region runs from base 144 to 1628 and encodes 494 amino acids.